This is a messenger RNA of Porites evermanni, 3975 nucleotides long. Lineage: Eukaryota; Metazoa; Cnidaria; Anthozoa; Scleractinia; Poritidae. The record is from the annotation of a GenBank genome assembly.
AUGCAAGCAACAAAGAGAAGGAGAGAUGCGGCUGAAGACCCAGAAGAAGAAGGUAAUUUCUAUGGCUAGAUAAUGAGCCCUCCUAUACAUGAAGCUAAAAAUGAAAAUUUGAUCACUCGCUGUUCAAAUAAUUAUGUAAGGUUAUUGCAACCUUGAUCAUAAUUACUGGGACAUUGGACACUAACUAACAUUUGGCUGAACCUAUCCCUCCUCGCAAAGUUGGGAAGAACCCCCUUAUUUUUAACUCGUAGGUACGCGCGAGCGUACCACGAGUUAUUGUAGGGACAGGGAUAUGCAAAUGAGUCACUCGCUCACUCGUAGUAGACGCACUUCGUAAUUAAUCGGGUCCGAACUCGAGAACGCGAAGAUCUAUCGUUUCCAAAGAAGCACGCGCUCGCCGAAGUUCGGUGGCAUCAAAUUCCUCGCUGAGAGCGUGCAUCGUGCGCUACAGCACGGUUAGAGGAUAGAGGUCUUACCAAAUUUAAGACAUGCAGGAAUCUUUCAGAUUAGUACGAUUCAAGAGCCUUUGACUCGUCCAGGCGUUAAACUUGACGAGAAGAUGAGCAUUUGCUCUUCGACUCCUUCAACUUCGAUGCUGGCUUGAUCUCCUACCUUGUAGUAAUGUAGUAGGUUAUGUGUAUGAAUGAAUGCAAGGUAAAUAAAGGCACUUCUUCUUAAGGACUCCCCAAGAUCACGAGGGAAAAUGGAGGUGAUUUUGAGCAUUAGCUUCAAAAUGACAGCGGAAAUCGAGAUAAGAAAACAUAAGCUUAUGUUCUGCUUCCUACUUCGUGGAGGAGUUGUGUCGGCUCUGUAUUGCAUAUGUUCUUUUAUUGCCAUGAAAUGCGUUUACAUUGUUUUUUACCGUCAGUAGCCUGGUUUCAAUUAGCCUUAAUUUCAUCCGAUUGCUUCGAGUCGUUUUUUCAAUCGGUUAAGUAUGGCUCGAUCGUUUGCCGGCGGAAGUUCCAUGAAAAAGGCAUUAAAUUUGAAACUUUUCACCACGUCAUGCGAUCAUCCUCAAGGGCGUAGUGGCUAUGUGAAGGUUAUAGGUUCAAAUUCUGCUAAGAACCUUCUUUUUCCCUUCUUCCUUUUUUUUUUUCUUUUUUGUUUUGUUUUGUUUGCUUAUUUGUUUGCUGUUUUUUUUGUUUUUUUUGUUUUUAAAUAUAUACCUAAAUAACUGUUACUAAAUAACAAUUAUUCACCGAAGUGGAGGUGGCUAGUAGUGAGUAUUUCCCGAACGGCCGCGGUCGUCGCUUUUUCUUGGCGACAAAUAAAACUUUUGAAGGCGUUUGUUUAGCUCUUGCGGGGACGUUUCUUCAAAAGCAGUUGUGAAUUCUUUUUGUAUUUAAAAUCGUUCUGUAAAAAAAGAUGAUUAAAUUUAGUUUGAAGCUUAUUUAUGAACAAGUCAACUAAAUAAAGCAACGCAAGACUUCAGCUUAAUUUGCAUUUGUAAACAAAAAACUUUUCCACCGGUUUUAUCGAUAAAUUCAAGUCAAAAAGACAAAGCUUUACCUGUUAAAACUUCCAAACCGAACCUCUUCACCUUCUUCAUGUAUUUUGGGAAUAGCUUGAUUGAUCAGUUGUGAAAUUUCGUAGUUUGUUACGGCAGCAAACCGGGAAGGCAUUUUGUUCGCAACUUAGGCGAGUUUGGCGUCGCUCGCUCGGAGGAAGUGGAGGUGAAUCAGUGAAUAGUAUUGUGUUUCCAGAACAAGGAUAGUAUAUUUAUAAUCUGAAUUUCUAUCAUUUCCUAAAAUUUACUGUGGGAAAACCAGAGGUGAUAACUAAUUGAUUAUUUUCUAAACAACGUACCCACGAGUUGACGAUAGUCUUUCUUUGAUUAAACUAGUGAGUGAUUAGUUCUUUAAAAAAACUGUUGCAUGUGGACCAAUCUUAAGAAAACCUUUUGUUAGGGGCUAUUUACAUAAAGGCAGAAAGAUUAUAGAACUAGGCAGAUCAUAGAAGGGGGAGCAACUUGUCAUUUGGUGAAUACAUGCAAGGUUGUGGUCAGAUUAACUGUUAACUGCCUUUCAACAGAGGCUUUUUUGGCUAAAUCUGGCAUUUUGUUUUUACUCAUUUUAGUGUGAGGCUGGAAAACAUGAAGCCCAUCUUCCUCCAAUCUGUAGUUAUCUCUCACUACAUUCAGAAGAAUUGAUGCCGUUGUAUUAGUACAUGCUGCUCUCCCCUGUACAUGUAUCUCUAAAGUGGACCACAUGUAUUUUUGAAACAAAACCUGUCCCAAAUAUUACACCCUCAAUCAGAAACUACCAAAAUAAUCCUUUGAUGAUGACAGACAAAACUGUCCUGCACUUUCAGUUAGCACAGAAGUUUUCAAACAUUCAAAUACUCAUGCCACAAAUUCCAUCUCUGAUGAUUCAAAAGGCAUCGGUUUUGCCAAUUUGUACAAUUAAGGCCAAGUUUUAGCUGAAACUUUGGGAUUUUAACAUUUAAAUUUUAUGUACUGUUUAAAAAAACAAGCAGGAGUGUAUUACAUGACUACAAGUUUUUUGAAUGGCUUCAAAAUCUCUGAUAUAGAUCAACUCAUUCUUGCACUAAUAUUUAGAUUUGGGCUUAUUUUGGUCUUAAAAAUGGGAAGUUUAGCCGUGUCUUAAUCAGAUAUAAAGACAAUCAUUAAACAUUAAUUUCUUUUGUUUUUUAUUUAUGAAUUAUUAAUUAGUUUUUGAAAUGAAUUUAUCAGUCAGUAGGUGCAUGGACACAGCAAAAGAAGAAAUUCAAAUUAUUAUUACUAACAGUACAAUCUUAUUGGUUAUUGCUGUGAUAUAUAGUACUGUUUCAGUAAAAAGUAAUAUAAUAUUCCUGGUGCUACAAAGAUAUUGUACUUAUUUCCAGUGCUAAAUUUUACAUUGUUAAGUAUAAAUAGAGCCAAUCUUACACCAAGAAGCCAUGUUUAAGUCUCAUUUAAUGCUAGUGGCAAAAAGGUGCAAGGUCCAGGUUCUGACACUUUUUUCUGUGUCUUUGCAACCUGCCAUUAGCACCCCAUAUUGUUAUAAAUAUUAUAUAUUGUUUUAUUGAUAUUUCAACUUUUAUUAUCAUUAAUUUUAAUUAUUUUUCAUGCACUGAUUAGGAUCAAAGAUAAUAAGAAUUUCAGAAGAUUUAACAAGCAGAUCAGAGGACAGUCAUGGCAAUACACCCCAGCUUACCACUGAUUUUCCGGAGGAUACAACCAGUAGAUCAGAUGGAAGUGAUGGUUCUGCACCACAGCUUACCAGCCGUCUCCCUUCUUGUGUAAACAAUACUGCAAGCAGUGCAAAGAAGCCAAUUAGAGGCCCUCUUGAGCUUAAUAAAGUUCUCUCAUCUUCGCGUGACAUUAAGACAAUAACCAAACCUGCUGAUCUCCCUGUUGAUGUUCUGUUACUGACAGUAAAGGAUUGUGAGUUCUUAGCUUGUUACAGUGAGCUUAAGAACCCCUAUAGAUGUUUUUUUUAUGGUCUCGGAUAUGUUUACUUUUCUGAUGUGGAUAGAAGUCAAGAGAAAGUUAAAGUCGCAUUAUUAAAAUGUUAUGAAGAUGCUGCUGGCCCUGGUGGUUCUCUUGUCUCUGUUAUGAAGGCAGCUACUGUACUCAGACCUAAAGCAGUUAUAUCUGUUGGUACGUGUAGCAGUCUUCACCCUGAGAAAGGCAAGUUAGGAGAUGUUGUUGUGCCUGCCAAAAUAGCAGCAUAUGCUCCCAAAAAAGUGAUCAGUAAUCAAGAACAGUCAACUGGCCUGAGAAAUUGUGUGAGCAAACGUUUUCUGGAUGUCAUUAAGUACUGUACUCAUGGCUGGCAAGCACCGUUGAAGAACCUGGCUGAUGCUCAACAAGUUCAAGUUCAUACUGCUGCAGAGUUUCUGAGUGGACCAGAAAAAGUCAAUUCUGAGCAGCGGCGUGAUCAACUUGCUGAAACAUAUCCUCAGGCAAUAGCAAUGGAAAAUGAAGGAGAAGGUAGGCCAACUGCUUUUUUGCAGCCAGUCUUUAUAAGUUAA